Messenger RNA from Emiliania huxleyi CCMP1516, 1508 nucleotides. Its product is annotated as aarF domain-containing protein. The transcript is spliced from 6 exons. The record is from RefSeq and is a predicted model, not a curated record. Lineage: Eukaryota; Haptophyta; Isochrysidales; Noelaerhabdaceae. The coding region runs from base 1 to 1422 and encodes 473 amino acids.
AUGCUGCCGGUCCGCCACCUCCGGCUCGCUACCUCGCUCAGCCGCCGCCUGCCGGCGGGCCGCCUGCCGAUCGCGCUCACGGCUGGGGUUGGCGCCGUCGCCCUCAUCACUCAUGCUGCAGGACAGCGGCGCGGUGCUGCGGACUGCUCAGCUGCGAGCGUGCCCUCUCGCUCGUCCACCGCUCUGGCGCGAAAGGAGAGCAGCGGCGCCGCGAGCGGCGGGCUGUGGCGGCUCACCAAAAUCCUGCUGCGCUGCCUCGAGCUCUUUGCCUUUCUCUGCCCCGUCGCGGCGUGGUGCCUGCUGCAGCAGCUGCCUCUCCUGGGAGGCGCCUUCUCGCGCGAGCGGCAGCUCUCGCUGCUCGUGUCGGCGCUCGCCCGCUGCGGCCCGGUCGGCAUCAAGUGGGGCCAGUGGGCCUCCACCCGGUACGACCUGUUUGAGGAGGACUUUUGCGAGGCGCUCGGCACGCUCACCAACGCAGCGCCCGCCCACGGCUACGCGCACUCGCGCGCCGCCAUCGAGGCCGCCUUCGGGCAGCCGCUCGGGUCGCUAUUCGACUCCUUUGACGAGAAGCCCGUCGCGUCGGGCUCCAUCGGCCAGGCACGGCACGGCACGCAGGUCCACCUCGCCAAGCUGCGCGGAGGCGGCGACGUGGUGGCAGUCAAGGAGGGCGAGUCGGUCGCGACGUACCUCACGCGCGCGGGGGAGCGGCAGGUGGGCGAGUGGCGGCAGGAUGCCAAGGGCGCGUGGUACAUGAUCGAGGUUGGCGAGACGGGGUCGGAGGAUGGGAUCCGCUACGCGGGCACGGCAAACGCGGGAGACAUGCGCUCGAGCGUCGCGCUGUGCGGCAUGCUCAUCUGGGACAACUACAUCCACGCAGACCUCCAUCCGGGGAACCGCUACCUCCUCCUCGGAGACUUCACGCCGACCGCGCCGCACAUCGUCUUCCUCGACGCCGGCCUCGCCGCUUCGUUCGACGAUCGCAUCUUCGGCACGGCGCAGUCCUUCUUCGACGCCGUCACGCGCACCGACGGGCCCGCCAUCGGCAAAGCCAUCCUCGGCCUCGCGCCGACGCAGCCGUACGCGCGCGAGGGCGGCCGCGAGGCCUUCAUCUCUGAGGUUGCGGCAAAGUGCACGGCGCAGAAGGAGGAGAUGGACCGCGGGGAGGGGCGGCCGGGCGACAACAUCCGCGCCUACAUGGACUCGGUCCGCUCGCACCGCGUCGUGCUCGACCCGACGGUGAUGGUCGCGCUGAUGUCGAUGCUCGUGCUCGAGGGGUGGCAGUACCGGCUCGACCCGGCCGUCUCCAUCUUCCACUGCCUCGAGGCCGCGACCGGCGGAGGCGUCUUUGGCACGCUGCAGAAGGCGAGCGCCCUCUACCAGUCCGUGGUCGGCCGCCUGACGGGCGAGAAGGCUGCGGCGUGAGUCAAAGACAUAGCCGAGCGGAAUAGGCGUAAGGCGAACCGGGAUAGAGUGGCGCAUAUAAAUAUGAUAUUAAACUGUCUAAUUGC